Molecule: messenger RNA, 789 nt
Organism: Phyllostomus hastatus (greater spear-nosed bat)
Lineage: Eukaryota; Metazoa; Chordata; Mammalia; Chiroptera; Phyllostomidae
Product: tripartite motif-containing protein 34-like
Molecular function (GO): protein binding
Source: RefSeq, a predicted model, not a curated record
AUGGUGAGGUCUCGUAGCAAGGCUGCUGCUGAACGACUAGGUGGUUGGUGUCUGGAGGAGCAAGAUGUGAAUGACAUAAUGGAAAGAAGUAAGCCCUUCACUGUGAAGAAGCCAAAAACUGUCUCCAAGAAUCAAGGCAGAGUGUUUCAAGCUCCUGACCUGAGUGGGAUCCUACAAGUGUUUCAUGGUGGGAAUGCCAGAGCUGCUCAUGUGACCUUGGAUCCUCCCAAAGAUGAAUCAAAGAUUGUCAUUUCUGAGGAUCAGAGAAAAAUGAGAAUGCCCUUUCUUACAUUACUUUUGAGAUGGUCUAAUAAUUUAGAUCAAUUUGGUGUCCUGGGUUCACCAUUUAUUACAUCAGGGAAACAUUACUGGGAGGUAGAUGUGUCAGUGGUACAUGCCUGUGUCUUGGGGGUAUGUGGUGGAAAAUCCCCUGACUCAAACAUGAAGAGUUUUGUUAGACAACAUGACAAUUGUCAACAUGUUUACUCUAGAUAUCAACCUAAACAUGGCUUCUGGGUUAUAGGAUUAGAGAAUCAAUUUGAAUAUAAUACUUUUGCAGAAUCUUCCUCCUCUGAUCCCUUGAAAUUAACCCUCUCCCCAAUUUUUCCUCCCUGUAGCGUUGGGGUUUUCCUAGGCUAUGAUGCUGGCACUGUCUCAUUUUUUAACAUCAUGAACCAUGAGUUUUUCAUCUAUAAAUACUCUUCAUAUUCCUUUCCUCAGAAAAUUUGUCCAUAUUUCAAUCUUAUGAAAUGUGCUGGUCCCAUGACACUAUGUUCUCCAAGUUCUUAA